CGUGGAGCCAGUGAAUGGAAAAUUCAACGACAACGCCUGGCACGAUGUCAAAGUGACACGCAACCUUCGGCAGGUGACAAUCUCUGUGGAUGGCAUUCUUACCACGACGGGCUACACUCAAGAGGACUACACCAUGCUGGGCUCGGAUGACUUCUUCUACGUGGGAGGAAGCCCAAGUACUGCUGACUUGCCGGGCUCCCCCGUUAGCAACAACUUUAUGGGCUGCCUUAAAGAGGUUGUUUAUAAGAAUAAUGACAUCCGUCUGGAGCUGUCUCGCCUGGCCCGGAUUGGGGACACCAAGAUGAAGAUCUAUGGGGAAGUUGUAUUCAAGUGUGAGAAUGUGGCCACGCUGGACCCCAUCAACUUCGAGACCCCAGAGGCAUACAUCAGCUUGCCCAAAUGGAACACCAAGCGCAUGGGUUCCAUCUCCUUUGACUUCCGCACCACUGAGCCCAACGGCCUGAUUCUCUUCACUCACGGCAAGCCCCAAGAGAGGAAGGAUGCUCGGAGCCAGAAGAACACCAAGGUGGACUUCUUUGCUGUGGAACUCCUUGAUGGCAACCUGUACCUGCUGCUUGAUAUGGGCUCAGGCACCAUCAAAGUGAAGGCCACUCAGAAGAAAGCCAACGAUGGGGAAUGGUACCACGUGGACAUCCAGCGAGAUGGCAGAUCAGGUACCAUAUCAGUGAACAGCAGGCGCACGCCAUUCACUGCCAGCGGGGAGAGUGAGAUCCUGGACCUGGAGGGGGACAUGUACCUGGGCGGGCUGCCGGAGAACCGUGCCGGCCUCAUCCUCCCCACUGAGCUCUGGACUGCCAUGCUCAACUACGGCUAUGUGGGCUGCAUCCGUGACCUGUUCAUUGACGGGCGCAGCAAGAACAUCCGGCAGCUGGCGGAGAUGCAGAACGCUGCGGGCGUCAAGUCCUCCUGUUCACGGCUGAGUGCUAAGCAGUGCGACAGCUACCCCUGCAAGAACAACGCAGUGUGCAAGGAUGGCUGGAACCGCUUCAUCUGCGACUGCACGGGCACAGGCUACUGGGGAAGGACCUGUGAAAGGGAGGCAUCCAUCUUGAGCUACGAUGGCAGCAUGUACAUGAAGAUCAUCAUGCCCAUGGUCAUGCACACUGAGGCAGAGGAUGUGUCCUUCCGCUUCAUGUCCCAGCGAGCUUAUGGGCUGCUGGUGGCUACUACCUCCAGGGACUCUGCGGACACCCUGCGUUUGGAGCUCGAUGGGGGGCGUGUCAAGCUCAUGGUUAACUUAGACUGUAUCAGGAUAAACUGUAACUCCAGCAAAGGACCUGAGACCUUGUAUGCGGGGCAGAAGCUCAAUGACAAUGAAUGGCACACUGUUCGGGUAGUACGGAGAGGAAAAAGCCUUAAAUUGACUGUGGAUGAUGACGUGGCUGAGGGUACGAUGGUGGGGGACCACACCCGCUUGGAAUUCCACAAUAUUGAAACUGGAAUCAUGACUGAGAAACGCUACAUCUCCGUUGUCCCCUCCAGUUUCAUUGGGCACUUGCAGAGCCUCAUGUUCAAUGGCCUGCUCUACAUUGACUUGUGCAAAAAUGGAGACAUUGAUUACUGUGAGCUGAAGGCUCGCUUUGGACUGAGGAACAUCAUUGCUGACCCUGUCACCUUCAAAACCAAGAGCAGCUACCUGAGCCUGGCCACCCUCCAGGCAUAUACCUCCAUGCACCUCUUCUUCCAGUUCAAGACCACCUCGGCUGAUGGCUUCAUUCUCUUCAACAGUGGUGAUGGCAAUGACUUCAUUGCAGUUGAGCUAGUCAAGGGGUACAUACACUAUGUGUUUGACCUCGGGAAUGGCCCCAAUGUGAUCAAGGGUAACAGUGACCGUCCCCUGAAUGACAACCAGUGGCACAACGUCGUCAUCACUCGAGACAACAGUAACACCCACAGCUUGAAAGUGGACACCAAAGUGGUCACUCAGGUUAUCAACGGUGCCAAAAAUCUGGAUUUGAAAGGUGACCUCUAUAUGGCAGGUCUGGCCCAAGGCAUGUACAGCAACCUUCCAAAGCUGGUGGCUUCCCGGGAUGGCUUUCAGGGCUGUCUGGCAUCUGUGGAUUUGAAUGGGCGCCUGCCAGACCUCAUCAACGAUGCCCUCCAUCGGAGCGGACAGAUCGAGCGUGGCUGUGAAGGACCAAGUACCACCUGCCAGGAAGAUUCAUGUGCCAACCAGGGGGUCUGUAUGCAGCAGUGGGAAGGCUUCACCUGUGACUGUUCCAUGACCUCAUAUUCUGGAAACCAGUGCAAUGACC
Hyaena hyaena (striped hyena) is the source of this 2276-nucleotide messenger RNA. RefSeq names its product neurexin-3. Lineage: Eukaryota; Metazoa; Chordata; Mammalia; Carnivora; Hyaenidae. The transcript is spliced from 11 exons. The record is from RefSeq and is a predicted model, not a curated record. The annotation marks the transcript as partial.